AUUGAAAUUAGCAUACCCAUCCAAAUCAAAUGGCAAAUGUAGCACCCUCCGAGGUUUCAUGUUUCCCUCAAAAAAACUUGUGGUCUUUCCAACAUUAAUGGAACAUCUUAAUCCUCCAUUAUAUAUAUACCAUUUUCCCAUCCUUCCUUCCAAUUCAAAUCGUCACCGGCCUUUGGCCAAUUUAUUUGCAGCGGCGACCAUUGGCUAACGUUCCGACCAUGACGACGGCCGUGGGCUCCCUCCUGUUCCUCCUCGCCGUCGCGUCCUUCUCAUCCUCCUCUCAUGCUUUGACGACCGCCGAGGUCGAAUACAUCACCCGCCGCCAGCUCCUCAGUUCCGGCGACUUCGACAUUCCCGAUGACUUCGAGAUCAAGGUCGACGCGAAGCUGAAGUUCGCCAAUGACCGGCAGAAGAAAGCUUACGUGGCGUUACAGGCGUGGAAGGAUGCCAUUUUCUCCGACCCGAAGAAGACGACCGCCAAUUGGGUGGGCCCCGACGUCUGCUCGUACAACGGAGUGUUUUGCGACCACGCGCUCGACGACCCGAAGUCGUGGGUGGUCGCCGGCAUUGACUUGAACCAUGCCGACAUCGCCGGCCACCUCCCGGUGGAGAUCGGGUUGUUGACGGACGUCGCCGUCAUCCACCUGAACUCCAACCGCCUGUGUGGAAUCAUCCCCAAGAGUCUCUCCAAGCUGAAGCUCCUCUACGAGCUCGAUCUCAGCAACAACCGCUUCGUCGAGCCCUUCCCGGACGUCGUUCUCGAAGUCCCAUUGAAGUUCCUUGAUUUGCGGUUUAACGACUUCGAGGGGAAAUUGCCGCCCGGUUUGUUCGACAAGCCGGGCAUGGACGUCAUCUUUUUGAACAACAACCGGUUCGAGUCGAACCUCCCGGAGAAUUUCGGGAAUUCGACCGCCUCGUUGAUCAUCCUUGCGAACAACAAGUUCACCGGAUGCAUUCCGAAGAGCAUCGGGAGAAUGGAGGACAGCCUGGAGCAAAUCCUGGCACUGAACAACGAGUUCUCCGGUUGCUUGCCGGAGGAAAUCACGUUCCUCCGGAACCUGACGGUGUUUGACGUCAGCAAUAACAAGCUCGUCGGAGACUUGCCGGUGGGGUUGGAGUUCAUGCAGAGUGCAGAAAGCAUGGUCUUCUCCAACAACAUGUUCUCCGGCAUCGUCCCGGACACGCUCUGUUCUUUGCCGGAGCUCAAGAACCUCUCAUUCGCCAACAACUAUUUCGAACAAGAGGACGCAUCAUGUGUGCCGCCGCAAGAGGGGAUUGAUCUGAAUGAUUCUGGGAAUUGUUUGGAAGGAAGGCCAGGGCAGAAAUCAGAGAAAGAAUGUCUCCGGGUUUUGAGCAAACCGGUGGAUUGCAGUAAAUCCGGUUGCAGAGGGGCACCUAAAGGAACUGGUCCGAGAUCACAUAAGCAGCAUCACGGCCAUGAAUCUCAUAAAUCGGAGUCACCGAAAGGUUCUUCCUCUUCUUCUCCACCGUCGCCUCCUAAGUCAUCUCCUUCUCCACCGCCUCCUAAGCCUUCUCCCUCUCCAGAGGCUCCGGCUCCGGUGCCUGAGACGGAUUUUACCCCGUCAAUCUCUCUUCCUCCGACUUCCGACAACGAGACUCCAGAAGGCUAUAGCCCAGCCGUGUCUCCUUCACCGGCUUCGGGUGGUGAAGCUCCAACGCCGACACCAGAGUCUCCGAGCCCUUCAAUAUCUGUUGUGUCGGCUUCUAGUCCACGGCAAGAGGUUUCAGCUCCGAGCCCGGAUGCGUCAGGAUUUGCACCUGAAGCUUUUAGUCCGGACUUGAGCCCCAGUGCCCCAACUCUAGCACCAGAUGCUCCCAGUCCGUCAAUCUACAUGGUCCCGGCUUCUAGUCCAGGGGGACCAUCGUUUGCGCCGGAACCAUAUAGCCCGUCAAUCUCUUUGCCUCCAUCUUUUAGUCAGAAAGCUCCAACUCCGGCACCUCAGGGCUCAAACUCUUUUGUCCCAACACCUAGCACGGGCGGGUCUCCAACAUUGGCACCGGAAGGUUCAAGCCCAACCAUCUCUCCAGCACCAGAAGCUCAAAGCCCGUCAAUCUCUCUGGCUCCGGGUUCAAGUCCAGAGGCACAACCGCUCUCACCUGAGGCCGAUAGCCCCUCCAUCCCUCUUGCCCCAACUCCUGAGCCAGGAUAUGAGAGAGCUUCUCCAAGUCCGAGCGCCCAAGCUCCGGAACCAACAAAGGAGAAGCUAACUCCAAGCUCCCCGACUCCCACGCCAGAGCCGGGGAAAGAAAAGCCACCACAUGGCCAUAAAACUCCACCACACAAGAGCAAUAAGCCUUCUAGUCCCGCACCUUCAACUCCUAAACCGCCCCCACCACCAAAACAAGCUCCACCACACAAAUCUACCAAAUCUCCUCCUCCCCCCAAUGCCCCAACUAGUGAACAAACACCACCAACACACAAAGAAACUCCACCACACAAAUCAACCAGAUCUUCUCCUCCACCUCCCCCUGAUGCCCCGGCUAGUGAACAAACACCGCCAGCACCGAAACAAACUCCACCACACAAAUCCACCAAAUCUUCGCACCCACCACCUCCUCCUCCCGAUGCUCCAACUAGUGAACUAACACCGCCAGCACCGAAACAAACUCCACCACACAAAUCGACCAAAUCUUCACACCCACCACCUCCUCCUCAUCACGAAUCAUCGACUAAUGAACCACCACCACCUCCGAAACAAACUCCACCACAUAAACCCAAGUCCUCUCCUCCUCAUCAUGAAUCAACACCACCAACUCCCAAACCACACAAAUCCAAAUCCUCCAACCCUCCUCCUCCCCCACAUCAUUCCCCAACUCAUGAACCAACACCGCCAACUCAUAAACAAACUCCACCACACAAAUCCAAAUCACCUGGCUCUCCGCCACCGCCGCCUCAUGAACCAACACCAUCCACCCAUAAACCAACUUCACCGCCCAAAUCCAAGUCCCCUCCACCACCAGCACCACAUGCCUCCAAGUCAACACCACCAGCUCAUAAUAAACAACCACCAGCCCACUCUUCUCCUCCAGCUCAACCACCGCCAUCACCUACAACUGCUCCACCACCACCAGUGCAAUCCCCACCACCACCACCACCACCACCACCACCAGUGCAAUCCCCACCACCACCAUCACCGGUGCAAUCUCCCCCUCCACCUGUCUUUGAGGACGUAGAACUUCCUCCCAAUUUGGGGUCUAUAUAUGCUUCACCGCCACCACCAAUCUUCCAAGGAUAUUAAGUGGCAAAAUCAGCAGCACAGGUCUUGGCUUCUCCCAAUGGAAAACACAAAGAGCUUGUCGUGCGAAUAUAUACUUAAUCAAGAAAAGUUUUAGUACACU
Messenger RNA from Cuscuta campestris, 3360 nucleotides. The record is from the annotation of a GenBank genome assembly. Lineage: Eukaryota; Viridiplantae; Streptophyta; Magnoliopsida; Solanales; Convolvulaceae.